CGCGGCCCGGCCGCCGCUCGCCGAAGUCCCCGGCCGUGAGGGAGCGGGACCGGAGGGGUUUAGCGGGCAGGCGGCGGAAGCAGCCUACUAAAGCAGAUAUGCCUGUUUGACCAUCAAGGUGUGGAUCAUGGGACAACAACUGUUAAAUGACAGCAUCCUUGAUCAAUUUAUUAAUAGCCAUGAGCAGUCAUAUGAAGAGUUUCUAAAUACAUUCACUUAUCUUUUGAAAGAGGAAGAGGGGAAGACAAUUCAAGGAAGAGAAGUGGACUCCUUAAGAAAAAAAAAUUCUACUUCUGAAUUAUCAAACAGAAAGAAACAGGAUGGCUCACCUGGAAGAAGCAAAGAAAUGUGGGUGUCUCUUCCACCACAGAUGCCAAAUGAGAAUGAGACAGUGAUGAAUGAGAGCUGGAAAACUAGUGGCUCUGAUGGAAAUGAUCUCAGUCUUUCUGAAAGAGUGAAGGUGGACGAGUACUUGGAUUUGGAAGACAUAGACACAGAUGAAGAGACAUGCAGUGCAGGGUCAUUAGUUCUCCCAGGAGAGGUGGAAGAGACAGUGGCUUAUUGUACGCCCUUUUUUGAUAAGCCUAUUCAACCGAAGUUCAGAACUUUGUCAGUUCCACAGCCAUCGGACAGCAAAGCCCAAGAGCUACUAGGGGAUGAUGUUCAAGCAUUCUUACUUGAUGAAGAAUUUGAUUAUGACAAUGUGGCACUGACCCCUAAGUUCUCUGAAGCUGAGCUGAAGGCCAUUACAGAGUUGUCUGAAGAGAAGAAAACGGGGACAGGUGUCAAGUCAGCAUGAGCUGAAGACGGAGUCAAAGGCAUUCUGUGCAGUGCUGUUGAAAUAACAUUUUUAGGGGGUAAAUCUAGCUCUUCAUUGUACCCUUAUUUAGUGUUUUUUUAUCUAUGUGGCCAGUAAAUCAAUUCCUCAAGAUUUUUUUGUUUGUUCUACGAAGGUGCCUUCGAGCCUGAGGUUGCCUUUCCUUGUAUCUCCUCCUAGUCCUAAUGACGACAGAAUAGGAAGAUGGUGCUUGCCCAGAGUUGCUUGUAUAGUAGCCCUUCAUCCAGAGAGGAAGUAUUUCCAUCCUUUUUAUGUCUGUACACUGAUUUGCUUAGGCAUUCAGGUUGGCUAAGGAGGUCUGUAUUUGUCCCCAAACCCAGCGGGAUUUUUGGGUAGAUCAGUGACCUUUAGUAUUGUUAGGCCCCAGUGCUCCACUACUUUCUUGUUUUCCAGGUGGUACA
Molecule: messenger RNA, 1239 nt
Organism: Haliaeetus leucocephalus (bald eagle)
Lineage: Eukaryota; Metazoa; Chordata; Aves; Accipitriformes; Accipitridae
Gene: IFTAP
Product: chromosome unknown open reading frame, human C11orf74
Exons: 7
Coding region: 128-799 (223 amino acids)
Biological process (GO): spermatogenesis; acrosome reaction
Cellular component (GO): cytosol; 9+0 non-motile cilium
Molecular function (GO): intraciliary transport particle A binding
Source: RefSeq, a predicted model, not a curated record